ACCGCCGUUAGACGCCGGCAAGGUGCACGCGCAGCACACCGGAAGUGAGGAGCAGAGGCGCCAAAGUUUGGGGCUGAGCUGCCUUUUUUAUUUGUGCUGAUGACGAGGAGGACCCACUGCUAGUAGGUAGAACUUGUCAGGAGGACCCACUGCUAGUAGGUAGAAGUUGUCAGGAGGACCCACUGCUAGUAGGUAGAAGUUGUCAGGAGGACCCACUGCUAGUAGGUAGAAGUUAAAUGAUAAAUAAAGUUGUCAGGAGGAACACCAUGGGACUUCCCACGCUGGAGUUCAGCGACGCUUUCUUGGACGGCCCGCACUUCCGGGAGAGACUCGAGUGUCACGAAGUAGAACUGAAGACAACCAACAAGUUCAUCAAGGAGCUGAUUAAAGAUGGAAGUAUCCUCAUUAACCUGCUGGGGAGUCUUUCUGCUGCCAUCCAGAAGUUCUCCCAGUCCCUGCAGGAGUUCCAGUUUGAGUGCCUGGGUGACGCAGAGACGGAUGACGAGGUGAAAAUUGCUCAGUCCUUCAAAGAGUUCUCCAAGCUGCUCAACACGCUGGAAGAGGAGCGACAACGCCUGAUCCAGAAUGCAGGUGAGGUCUUGAUCACGCCCCUGGAGAGAUUCCGCAAGGAGCAGAUCGGCGCCGCCAAGGAAGUCAAGAAGAAGUUUAAGAAGGAGAGUGAGAAAUAUUAUUCUUCACUUGAGAGACACCUCAGCCUGUCUUGUAAGAAGAAGGAAGCUUAUCUGCAGGAGGCUGACAUGCAGAUGAAGAAGGAGAGACAAGUCUUUUACGACGCCUCGCUGGAAUAUGUCUUCAAAAUACAGGAAGUGCAAGAAAAGAAGAAGUUUGAGUUUGUGGAGCCGCUGCUGGCUUUCCUGCAGGGCCUGUUCACCUUCUACCAUGAAGGAUAUGAGCUGGCCCAUGAACUGGAGCCCUACAAGCAGCAGCUGCAGCUCAACCUGCAGAACACACGCAACAACUUUGUGAGCACCAAGCAGGAGGUGGAGAAGCUGAUGAGGAGGAUCAGGUGUGCAGACCAGGACUACAGAGCUCCAGGCCAGUGGACCAUGGAGGGCUUCUUGUACGUGCAGGAGAAACGUCCACUAGGAAGCACGUGGAGCAGACACUACUGCAUGUACGAGAAGAUCAGCAACACUCUCACCAUGAUCAACACUGACAACAAACAGAACAGUCUGCUGGUGAACAAGGCUGAGAUGUUCAAGCUCAAGUCCUGCAUCCGAAGGAAGACGGACUCCAUUGACAAACGUUUCUGCUUCGACAUCGAGGUGGUGGAGAGAAACAUCCGUGGAGGAAGUCUCUUCAGACCGUUCCACAAAGUCCGGCACGGUGUCAUCACGCUGCAGGCACUGUCCCAGUCCAACCGCAGGCUCUGGCUGGAGGCCAUGGACGGCAAGGAGCCGAUCUACACCCUGCCUGCAGUCCUCAGCAAGAAGGACCAGACGUUCCUGAACGAUGCAGGCUUCAACUUCGUGAGGAAGUGCAUACACCUGGUGGAGACCACAGGUAUAAACAACACAGGUGUGUACAGGGUGGGAGGAGUCAACUCCAAAGUGCAGAAGAUGAUGUCAACUUUCUUUUCGUCUAAGGCUCCUAUGGACAUGGAGGUGGAUGCUGAGACGUGGGACAACCAGACCAUCACCAGUGGACUGAAGAACUAUCUCAGGUCAGUGUUCCCUGGUCAGACCACCCUGCUGUGGCCAUCAAGUCCUGGUCUUGUCCUGGUCUUCAGGUGUCUCUCUGAGCCGCUCAUGACCUUCAAGCUGCACAAAGACUUCAUCAUGGCUGUCAAGUCCGAGGACCAGAACUACCGAGUGUGUGCCGUCCAUGCUUUGGUCCACCAGCUGCCCCAGAGGAACCAGGAGAUGCUAGAGCUGCUCAUCAAACAUCUGCUGGUAGUCUCCUCACACCAGGACUCCAACAUGAUGACCGUGGCCAACCUGGCCGUGGUCUUCGGACCCACCCUCAUGCGCUCCCAGGAGGAGACCGUGGCCGCCAUGAUCAACAUCAAGUUCCAGAACAUUGUGCUGGAAAUCAUGAUUGACAACUUCAACAAAAUCUUCCAUCAACCUCCGGACCCCAACGUUCCUCUGUCACAACCUCACAGGUGUCGUAGAAGCAGAGCCACUUGUGUGACCAGUGGCCCCCGGAUGGCCCCCGACAUGUACACACCCACACUGGGUCUGGUCCACUCAGAGGGUGAUAACUGCAUCACCCCACUAGUCACCAUGGAGUCGUGGUCCUCACACUCCUCAGAACAUGGCUUCUCCUCCAAGAUGGACACUGAGUCCUGCACUCAGGUAAAGAACUUGCUGCCGUCACGCUCCGAAUCCAGCGCCAUGGAGGCGGGGCCAAUAGACACAGGGUCAGAGGUCACCGUUGGCGUGUCUUGUGUCGGUGCUAAGCCCCCAAAGGCCACGUACCACCAUGCUGAUGGACCACCUGACCUCCUCACAUCUCUGCAGGGGUCUGAAGGCCACGGGAGCUGCUCAGGGUCUUUCAAACAUCUCUCACUCGUCCACACCAUCAAACCCACUGAGCACCCGCCCAAGAUGGAGGUUCCACAAAGAGGCGGAGCUUCGGCCAGCAACGCAUACCAUAGACCAGGCUCAAUGGUUGCUGCCAGAACUCUGCUUUUUGACAACACCUCAGCCCAGCAGCCUGCUCCAACAGGAAGAGACGCCAAGGCGGUGUACGCGUGUGAGGCAGAUCACGACCAUGAGCUGAGUUUCCCCCAGGGGGCGCACUUGAGUAACGUUUAUGCGUCGGUGGAGCCAGGCUGGCUGCUAGCAACAUACGACGGCAGAAAAGGUUUAAUCCCCGAGAAUUAUGUUGUCUUCUUUUAACAGCUCCUCCACGGUCGUCAUGGAAACGCUGGUGGCGACAUGCGACGCUUUUUUAGCAAACAACAAACGUACCUCCUCCUCUCUCACCAUUUGUUUGUUUGCUUCCCCCUCGACUGCACUCGUCUUGUUACUAGCUUUUAUUCACCUGGAAAAUAAUCUACUAGCUUUUAUUAAUGUAUAAAAAUCAUCUACAAACUUUUAUUCACAUAUAAAAGUCAUCUACAAACUUUUAUUCACGUAUAAAAAUAAUCUACAAACUUUUAUUCACGUAUAAAAGUCAUCUACAAACUUUUAUUCAUGUAUAAAAGUCAUCUACAAACUUUUAUUCACGUAUAAAAAUAAUCUACAAACUUUUAUUCACGUAUAAAAGUCAUCUACAAACUUUUAUUCACGUAUAAAAGUUAUCUACAAACUUUUAUUCACAUAUAAAAAUGAUCUACAAACUUUUAUUCACGUAUAAAAAAUAAUCUACAAACUUUUAUUCACGUAUAAAAGUCAUUGACAAACUUUUAUUCACGUAUAAAAAUCAUCUACAAACUUUUAUUCACGUAUAAAAAAUAAUCUACAAACUUUUAUUCACGUAUAAAAAUCAUCUACAAACUUUUAUUCACAUAUAAAAAAUAAUCUACAAACUUUUAUUCACUUAUAAAAUCAUCUACAAACGUUUAUUCACGUACAAAAAUCAUCUACAAACUUUUAUUCACGUAUAAAAAAUAAUCUACAAACUUAUUCACGUAUAAAAUCAUCUACAAACGUUUAUUCACGUAUAAAAAAUCAUCUACAAACUUUUAUUCACGUAUAAAAUCAUCUACAAACUUUUAUUCACGUAUAAAAUAAUCUACAAACGUUUAUUCACGUACAAAAAUCAUCUACAAACUUUUAUUCACCUAAAAAAUCAUCUACAAACUUUUAUUCACGUACAAAAAUCAUCUACAAACUUUUAUUCACGUAUAAAAUCAUCUACGAACGUUUAUUCACGUACAAAAAUCAUCUACAAACUUUUAUUCACGUAUAAAAGUCAUCCACAAACUUUUGAUGUAUAAAAAUCAUCUCCAAACUUAUAUUGACUAAUAAAAAUCAUCUACAAACUUUUAUUCACAUAUACAAAAUAACUUUUAUUGGCGUAUAAAAGUCAUCUCAAAAAUGUUAUUCACAUAUAAAAAUUAUCUACAAACUUCUUUUGACGUAUAAAAAAUAAUUUACAAACUUUUAUUGACGUAUGAAAAUCAUCUCCAAACUUUUAUUCACAUAUAAGUCAUCUACAAACUUUUAUUCACGUAUAAGUCAUCUACAAACUUUUAUUCACGUAUAAAAAUAAUAUACAAACUUUUGACGUAUAAAAAUCAUCUACAAACUUUUAUUCACGUAUAAAAAUAUAAUCCACAAACUGUUAUUGACAUAUAAAAAAAUUAUCUCCAAACUUUUAUUGACAAUAAAAAUCAUCUUCAAAGUUUUAUUCACGUAUAGAAAAUAAUCUCCAAACUUUUAUUGACCUAUAAAAAAAUCAACUACAAACUUUUAUUCACGUAUAAAAAUCAUCUACAAACUUUUAUUCACCUAAAAAAAUCAUCUACAAACUUUUAUUCAUGUAUUAAAAUAAUUUACAAACUUUUAUUCACGUAUAAAAUCAUUUACAAACUUUUAUUCACGUAUACAAAUCUACAAAUUUUUGUUUAUGUAAAAGAAUAAUCUCCAAACUUUUAUUCAUGUAUAAAAAUAUAACCCACAAACUCUUGAUGUACAAAAAAACAUCUACAAACUUCUACUCACGUACAUACAAAUCAUCUACAAACUUUUAUUGACAUAUAAAAAAAAUAAUUUACAAACUUUUAUUGAUUUAUUAAAAAAAAAUCUAUAAAUUUGUAUUCACGUACCAAAAAUCAUCCACAAACUUUUGAUAUAUAAAAAUCUUCUCCAAACUUUUAUUGAUGUAUAAAAAUCAUCUAAAAACUUUUAUUCACGUACAAAAAAUCAUUUUCAAACUUUUAUUGACGUAAAAAAAACAUCUCCAAACUUUUAUUGAUGUAUAAAAAUCAUGUCGACUUUUAGUGACGUAUUAAAAAAACAUGUCCAAACUUUUAUUGACAUAUAAAAAAUAAUUUACAAACUUUUAUUGACGUAAAAAAUCAUCUCCAAACUUUUGACGUAUAAAAAAUCAUCUCCAAACUUUUAUUUGACGUAAAAAAAAAAAAUCUCCAAACUUUUAUUGACGUAUAAAAAUCAUCUACAAACUUCUAUUGACGUAUAAGAAUCAUCUAAAAACUUCUAUUGACGUAUAAGAAUCAUUUACAAACUUUUGACGUAUAAAAAUCAUCUCCAAACUUUUGACGUAUAAAUAAUCAUCUCCAAACUUUUAUUAACGUACAAAAAAUAAUCUCCAAACUUUUAUUGACAUAAAAAAUCAACUACAAACUUUUAUUCACAUACAUAAAAUCAUCUCCAAAGUUUUAUUGACAUAUAAAAAAUUAUCUACAAAUUUUAUUCACGUAUAAAAAUCAUAGAUGUAUAAAAAUAAUUUACAAACUUUUAUUCACGUAUAAAAAUCAUCUACAAACUUUUAUUUACGUAUAACAAUCAACUACAAACUUUUAUUCACGUAUUAAAAAACUUAGACAAACUUUUAUUGACGUAUAAUUUCCAAACUUUUGUUGUCACAUAAAAAUCACCUCCAAACUUUUAUUGACAUAUAACAAUCAACUACAAACUUUUAUUCACGUAUUAAAAAACUUAGACAAACUUUUAUUGACGUAUAAAAAUCAUCUACAAACUUUUAUUCACAGAUAAAAAUCAUCUACAAACUUUUAUUUACGUAUAAAAAAUAAUUUCCAAACUUUUGUUGUCACAUAAAAAUCACCUCCAAACUUUUAUUGACAUAACAAUCACCUCCAAACUUUUAUUGACGUAUAAAAAUCAUCUACAAACUUUUAUUGACGUAUAAAAAUCAUCUACAAUCUUUUAUUCACGUACAAAAGAUAAUCUCCAAACUUUUAUUGACAUAAAAUAUGAUCCACAAACUUUUAUUGACAUACAAAAAUAAUUUCCAAACUUUUAUUGACAUACAAAAAUAAUUUCCAAACUUUUAUUGAUGUAUAAAAAAUCAACUACAAAUGUUUAUUGACGUAUAAAAAUCAACUACAAACUUUUAUUUACGAAUAAAAAAUGUACUUCAAACAUUUAUUCAUGUACAAAAAGUAAUCUCCAAACGUUUAUUGACCUAUUAAAAUAAUCUACAAACUUUUGACGUAUAAAAAAUUAACUACAAACUUUUAUUCACGUACAAAAAAAUCUUCUCCAAACUUUCACUGACCUUUAAAAAUCAUCUCUAAACUUUUAUUGACGUAUAAAAAUCAACUACAAACUUUUAUUCACAUAUAAAAAAAUAAUCUCCAAACUUUUAUUGACGUAUAAAAAUAAUCUCAGACUUUUUUUGACAUACAAAAAUAAUCUCCAAACUUUUAUUGAUGUAUAAAAAUAAUCUCAGACUUUUUUUGACAUACAAAAAUCAUCUCCAAACUUUUAUUGACAUAUAAAAAUAAUCUCCAAACUUGUAUUAACAUAUAAAAAUCAUAUCCACACUUUUAUUGACGUAUAAAAAUCAACUACAAACUUUUAUUCACAUAUAAAAAAAUAAUCUACAAACUUUUAUUCACGUAUAAAAUCAUCUACAAACGUUUAUUCACGUACAAAAAUCAUCUACAAACUUUUAUUCACCUAAAAAAUCAUCUACAAACUUUUAUUCACGUACAAAAAUCAUCUACAAACUUUUAUUGACGUAUAAAAUCAUCUACAAACUUUUAUUCACGUAUAAAAAUCAUCUACAAACUUUUAUUCACGUAUAAAAUCAUCUACAAACUUUUAUUCACGUAUAAAAAUCAUCUACAAGCUUUUAUUCACGUAUAAAAGUCAUCCACAAACUU
This is a messenger RNA of Entelurus aequoreus (snake pipefish), 6781 nucleotides long. It is a transcript of the gene arhgap42b, whose product is annotated as rho GTPase-activating protein 42. Gene Ontology annotation, molecular function: GTPase activator activity; protein binding. Lineage: Eukaryota; Metazoa; Chordata; Actinopteri; Syngnathiformes; Syngnathidae. The record is from RefSeq and is a predicted model, not a curated record. Gene Ontology annotation, biological process: signal transduction. The transcript is spliced from 24 exons. Bases 237 to 2864 code for a protein of 875 amino acids. Gene Ontology annotation, cellular component: cytoplasm.